AUGACUCACUCAUUGGGCGAACACGUUCACAACUUCACUCUCGAAUGUGGUGCUGCCAAACAGCUGUUAGGAGAGUACAACCUAGGAACUCAACAUUCAGGAGAGUACAACCCAGGAAUUCAACAUUCAGGCGAGUACAACCUAGGAACUCAACAUUCAGGAGAGUACAACCUAGGAACUCAACAUUCAGGAGAGUACAACCCAGGAAUUCAACAUUCAGGAGAGUACAACCUAGGAAUUCAACAUUCAGGAGAGUACAACCCAGGAAUUCAACAUUCAGGAGAGUACAACCUAGGAACUCAACAUUCAGGAGAGUACAACCCAGGAACUCAACAUUCAGGAGAGUACAACACAAGAACUCAACAUUCAGGAGAGUACAACCUAGGAACUCAACAUUCAGGAGAGUACAACCUAGGAACUCAACAUUCAGGAGAGUACAACCCAGGAAUUCAACAUUCAAGAGAGUACAACCUAGAAACUCAACAUUCAGGAGAGUACAACCUAGGAACUCAACAUUCAGGAGAGUACAACCUAGGAACUCAACAUUCAGGAGAGUACAACCUAGGAACUCAACAUUCAGGAGAGUACAACCCAGGAACUCAACACCAUAUUGAUUUUAAUAUAGGGAGAUAG
Homarus americanus (American lobster) is the source of this 633-nucleotide messenger RNA. RefSeq lists its product as uncharacterized. The transcript has 2 exons. Bases 1 to 633 code for a protein of 210 amino acids. The record is from RefSeq and is a predicted model, not a curated record. NCBI's taxonomy places the organism in Eukaryota, Metazoa, Arthropoda, Malacostraca, Decapoda, Nephropidae.